Messenger RNA from Fusarium redolens, 1454 nucleotides. RefSeq lists its product as uncharacterized. Bases 348 to 1367 code for a protein of 339 amino acids. The transcript has a single exon. Lineage: Eukaryota; Fungi; Ascomycota; Sordariomycetes; Hypocreales; Nectriaceae. The record is from RefSeq and is a predicted model, not a curated record.
CUGAGCUUCAAUUAGUGAGCCAAGACGAUGAUAUUAAAUUCAAUAAUUUAGAUUGUCCAAGGGAGUGAGCUUGGAAUUACUCCAUGAAAUUACUCAAGUUCUUUUUGGUCAUUCCUUCUAAUAGUUGUUACAUUAGACAUGUUUUGAAUUAUCAAACGCUAUGCCCAUAGACCUAUCCAGCCAAUGGAUCUUUUGUGGAACCAAGAUUCGAACAUGAUUUCUACUCAUUCUUCGAGAACACAUUUGCAAUUACAACUCCUGCCUACCUCCACCUAAUCACACUAUUCAACAUCACCUGGCCUUUUGUCACCGAAACUCAGUGACCACCAGGUCAAAUCUCAUUAAAAAUGGCACCGAAUAAGAGAGGGGGAAAACAGAAAUCGACCCAGUUCGUCGACAAAAAGAAUGAGGCUCCCCCUUCACCUUUCAAGCGGCCCCCUGAGGUCCUUGAGCCGUUCAUCAACUCUCUGGACAAGAAGCACGUCUAUGUCACACACAUUGAUAAUAAGCCUGCCGAAUUCAAACGAAAGAUCUUCCUCGUGCCUGUUGGCAUGAACCUUGUCGUUGUACUUCUCUUUGUUCUUCGCAUGUGGUGGAUUCUCCCCUGGUAUUGGUCGCUCAUCAUGACUGGCUUGGGCCACGACAACGAAACCACAUGGAACACUGCAGACUCAACAUGGUCUGAGAUUGCCUGGGAGAUCGGAAAGCGCUCUGGAACAAUGAUGAUUGAUUUCAUCCUUUUCAUCUUUGUCUGGCCCUGGCCUGUGGAAUUCGUCGCUGGACAAGCCCGUGGUAAUCCCUGUCAAUGGCGAUGGCAAGUUGGCUUCCGUGAGCAGGAGGUCUAUGUUCGUCGAAGCCGAGAAUGGGAUCAAGCUCUUACAGACAUUUUUACGGACGAAGGCUCCAAGAAGAUUCUGCUCACAUACAUCAAUCAUGCGACGUCUCCUAUUCUUCAGGAACAAAAGACUGGAUAUCUCCUAAUGAACGGCCACUGGGAUUUGGAUUGGGCACGUAUGGUACUCGCACAUCGCCUGGUAGACAAGAAGGAGAUUGCACUUGAGGCCUUUAAGAGCGUGGUUCUUGUUCACCACGCUAACUACGGUUGGAUAUCUUACGAUGUGCGCGGUAGUGGUGCGUCAAGUGAGGAUGAGCGACGGCGACAAGUCUUUGCAUUCCGAGAUGCGCUUAUUGCGCUUGGAAAGGAAGACUUGUUCUAUCGCUGGGUUGAGAUUGUUCAAUUCGAAGCGACACAGCCUGGCGGAUUCGGUCCUAAGGAACAAGAGGCAGCGGCCAAGAGAAUCAGGGAGUUGUUUGAGAAUGAGAACAUCAACUUUGAUGAACUUUGGAAGAAGAGUGUUGGGACAUAGUCUUUUCAGGAGAUCUUGUUAUUUAUAAUACUUCACUGCAUUAUUUAUAUAUAUAACUACUCACUUAAUCUUACUCCUCAAUAAACA